AUGCGCUUAAUCGAGCAAAAGUGGAGUGGUAAUUGUUUAUUAGUUAGUAUCACGAAACCGUCAACGUCUAGAAUAGAACUCGAAACAUCUCCUCCGUCUUCACCGGCGAUCAAAUUCGCAAUGGCGAGGAAAUUAGGAUUUACUUUUUUACUACUAGCAGUAGCGUCGAUCUGUGAGGCUGCUGCAAUAUUUAACCCGAUCUCUGAAUCUCACAAGUCCGCGGCAAUUGAACUGUUUUCCCCUGCCGAUGGUUCAUUUUCGAGCUUAGAAGAAGCAUUCGAAGCUUUAAGGACAUUUGAAAUCCUUGGAAUAGACACAAAACCUGAUCUAAAGGAUUCCACUUGUAAAUCUGUGGUGGAUAUUCUUUCUUCAGAAUCAUCCAACUCAAAGGAUUUGUAUCAUGCAUUACGAGUUAGUUCGUUAUUAAAAUGCAAGAUUAACAAAGAAGCUCUAACGGGUGUUACAUCAAGGCUUCAAGGCUCUGUCAAAGAUGCAAAGUCACUUCUAGAUUUCUACUAUUCGAUAGGAGGUUUGACACUAAUCAAGGAUCAAACUUCUGAAGUUGAUGUGCUUCUUGACGAUGCUGAUGGAAUUUUUCAAUCCAUAAAGGCUCUUAGUCAAAGUGAUGGAAGGUGGCGUUACAGCUCUAACAAUCCUGACUCAAGCACUUAUGCUGCAGGAGUAGCACUUGAAACACUUUCUGGAAUUAUUACUUUGACGUCUUCUGAACUUGAUGGCAAUCUGAUUGAGGCACUGAAAAAGGAUGUUGUGAAGCUAUUUGAAAAUAUUGAUAAAUAUGAUGAUGGGGCCAAUUUCUUCAAUGAUCAACAUCAAGGUCCUGUUUCAGCCACCUCAUCAGUUGUUCAUGGGCUGACAACUUUCGCUUCCGCUUCCGGAACUUUAAAUAUACCAGGGGACAAGAUAUUGGGUUUGGCAAGAUUUUUUCUUGGGAUUGGAAUCCAUGGCAAUAGCAAGGAUUUAUAUCACCAAGUUGAUGCUUUAGCUUGCUUAGAUCAAAACAGGGCAUUGGUUCCUCUCAUUUUAUCACUUCCAGCUAGUGUCCUUUCGUUUACCAGCCAAGACAAACUUAAGGUCAGGGUGACCACUGUACUGGGAUCUACAUCUACCACACCUCCUUUAUCAGUAAAACUCAUGCAAGUUUUCACCUCUGGAUCAAAGGACGCUUCAAUAAUUAAUCAGGAACUCAGAUUUGACCCUAAAGAAGAGGUCCACACCCUUGAUGCUUUUCCAGCAGGUGUUGAUGUUGGGAAGUAUAUUUUUGCUUUCGAGAUUGUGCUUUCAGAUCCAGAACAUAAAAAAAUAUAUGCAACUGGAGGACGCACAAAGGUGCCCGUUUAUGUCACAGGAGCCAUCAAAAUUGAUAAUGCCAAAAUUGAAAUACUCGAGAGCGACAGUGUAGAGUCUCAAAACAAGCUUGAUUUAUCUGGAAAGAAUGACGUGGCGUUGUCAGCAAACCAUCUUCAAAAGCUGAGGUUGUCUUUUCAGUUGACAACUCCACUUCAAAACCCAUUCAACCCUCACCAAGCAUUGUUGAAGUUGAGACACGAAUCUGGAGUUGAACAUAUUUUUGUUGUGGGGAACUCUCGCGAACAUUUUAAGAUAACACUGGAUUUUCUUGGGCUUGUUGAGAAAUUAUUUUAUCUCUCGGGUAAAUACGACAUUGAGUUGACAGUUGGUGAUGCUGCCAUGGAGAACUCUUUCUCACAAGCUCAUGGCCAUAUCGAUUUGGAUCUACCUGAAGUACCCGAAAAGGCAACCCGCCCGCCUCCACAAGCUGUUGACCCGUAUUCAAGAUUUGGCCCGAUGCCAGAAAUAAGUCACAUAUUCAGACCUCAGGAGACGCGUCCUUCUCAACAACUCUCUUAUGCUUUCUUGGGUCUCGUUUUUGUUCCGUUUCUUGCAUUUUUGGUCGGGUUGUCGCGUCUUGGUGCCAACAUGAAGAAUUUCCCUACAUCAACAGCACCCGCCACAUUCGCCAUUCUAUUCCAUGGUGGUAUUGCAGCUGUUCUUGUACUCUACAUUCUUUUAUGGUUGAAGCUUGAUCUUUUCACAACAUUGAAAACAUUGGGAGUUUUAGGAAUGUUCUUGCUGUUUGUGGGUCAUAGGGCCCUUUCGCACCUUGCUUCAACAUCAUCCAAGGUUUGA
Molecule: messenger RNA, 2166 nt
Organism: Lactuca virosa
Lineage: Eukaryota; Viridiplantae; Streptophyta; Magnoliopsida; Asterales; Asteraceae
Source: the annotation of a GenBank genome assembly